AUGCCAGGCUACCCCACCUGCCCAUGUACGCUAGUGCAAAGCGCAUACGACCCGACCCGUAGCGCGGAGCAAGGCGGACCCUCACAACAGCCUGAGAGGAAGAGCGGAGGCAAUGGCUGGAAAUACGCUGCAGCGGGAGCAGCAGGUCUUGCAGGCGGAGCCCUGCUCAUGCACGAAAGCGACAAGAUUGAAGAGGGCUUUGACCACGCCAAAGAAAACGUCGAAAACUUCCCCGAAAACGCCGCACAAUGGACGGGCGAGAAGGUCCAAGCCGUUGAAGAUUUCCCCGAAGACGCAGCUGAGUGGACCGGCGAGAAGGUCCAGGCCGUCGAGGAUAUUCCCGACCGAAUCGAGAACAAGUGGGAUGGCAUGGUUGGCGGCGUCGAGCAGUGGGGCGAUAAUAUGCAGGAGGCGUAUGAUUAUGGUAAGGAGGAGAGGAGGUAUGAAGAUGAUGAUUAUUAA
Exserohilum turcica Et28A is the source of this 462-nucleotide messenger RNA. RefSeq lists its product as uncharacterized. The record is from RefSeq and is a predicted model, not a curated record. Lineage: Eukaryota; Fungi; Ascomycota; Dothideomycetes; Pleosporales; Pleosporaceae. The transcript is spliced from 2 exons. The coding region runs from base 1 to 462 and encodes 153 amino acids.